Molecule: messenger RNA, 3316 nt
Organism: Alnus glutinosa
Lineage: Eukaryota; Viridiplantae; Streptophyta; Magnoliopsida; Fagales; Betulaceae
Product: beta-galactosidase 3-like
Exons: 19
Coding region: 130-2994 (954 amino acids)
Biological process (GO): carbohydrate metabolic process
Cellular component (GO): cell wall; vacuole
Molecular function (GO): carbohydrate binding; beta-galactosidase activity
Source: RefSeq, a predicted model, not a curated record
AGGACCACGAUGCAGUUGGGUCACACACAUUUACCUUCUUCCUCUACAUAAUCAUUGUCACGAUGCAUUUGUAGUGUAGCAUAUGAAGCUGUAAUUCUGAAUGUCACUCUUUUGAGCCUACUGUUAUGUAUGUAUAUAAAGCAACGAUAUAGUAGUUCGAGACAAACAGACUGGCUUGCUACAGAGAGGUGGCCACAUUACAAUCUCUUCUUCCCACAUUCCAUCUUCUUCUUCUUCUCUCUCUCUCUCUCUCUCCGUGGACGCCACCUUUUUGAGUUGCUUGUCACUGUGGGCACAAAGCAGCAAAAUGGUUCAGAGAAAUGGGUUCUUGUUUUGUUGCAGAGUGGUGGUAUAAACAACCACUUCUUCAAUUCCCACAUCUCACAUUGCUUCAUUUCUCAGUCUGUGUGUGUGUGUGCGCGCGGAGAGAAAAUGGAAGCUAACUCAGCUUCCAAAUGGGUUUUGCUCUGUAUGGUUUUGUUUGUCAGUCUACAGCUGACAAUGUGCCAUGUCACCUACGAUAGGAAGGCACUUGUCAUUAAUGGGCGGAGGAGAAUUCUCUUUUCUGGCUCAAUACACUACCCCAGGAGCACCCCCGAGAUGUGGGAAAGUCUAAUACAGAAAGGCAAAGAUGGGGGUUUGGAUGCUAUAGAUACCUAUGUGUUUUGGAAUGUUCAUGAACCUUCUCCUGGCAAUUAUAAUUUUAAGGGGAGAUAUGACUUGGUUCAGUUUAUCAAGAUGGUCCACAAAGCUGGGCUAUACGUGCAUCUUCGCAUUGGGCCUUAUGUUUGUGCGGAGUGGAAUUUUGGGGGGUUUCCGGUUUGGUUGAAAUAUGUUCCAGGCAUUAGCUUUAGAACAGAUAAUGAGCCUUUCAAGUUGGCAAUGCAAAGAUUUACCCAGAAAAUUGUUCAAAUGAUGAAAGAUGAAAAGCUGUUUGAGUCUCAAGGUGGCCCCAUUAUCCUCUCUCAGAUUGAGAAUGAAUAUCAGCCUGAAGGCAGAGCAUUUGGAACUGCAGGUCAUGCAUACAUGACUUGGGCUGCAAAGAUGGCUGUUGGAAUGGGCACCGGGGUCCCAUGGGUUAUGUGCAAGCAAGACGAUGCCCCGGACCCAGUGAUAAACACAUGCAAUGGCUUUUAUUGUGACUACUUCUCUCCAAACAAACCGUACAAACCCACACUAUGGACUGAGACAUGGAGUGGCUGGUAUACAGAAUUUGGUGGCCCAAUUCACCAGCGACCGGUGGAAGAUUUGGCAUUUGCAGUCGCUCGUUUCAUUCAGAAGGGAGGCUCCUUUGUAAAUUAUUACAUGUACCAUGGAGGAACAAACUUUGGAAGAACUGCCGGUGGCCCUUUCAUUACUACCAGCUAUGACUAUGAUGCUCCCGUUGAUGAAUAUGGCUUGAUAAGGCAGCCCAAGUAUGGCCAUCUGAAGGAACUCCAUAAGGCUAUUAAGUUAUGUGAACGAGCUUUGGUUAGCGCUGAUCCUACUGUCAUAUCCUUGGGAAAUUAUGAAAAGGCACAAGUAUUCUCUUCCAAGUCAGGAGGCUGUGCAGCUUUUCUCUCGAAUUACAAUCCAAGGUCAGCUGCAAGGGUGACUUUCUAUAACAAGCACUACCACCUGCCACCUUGGUCCAUAAGCAUCCUUCCUGAUUGCAACAAUGUUGUCUUCAACACUGCUAAAGUUGGAGUUCAGACAUCCCAAAUGCAAAUGUUGCCCACUAAUAUUGAGUUUCAUUCAUGGGAUACAUUUAAUGAAGACUUAUUGUCAGCUGAUGAUGAAUCAAAGAUGAGUGUCUUUGGUCUCUUGGAGCAGUUGAACGUCACCAGAGAUACUAGCGAUUAUCUCUGGUACACUACCAAUGUUGAUAUUAGUUCAUCAGAAUCAUUUCUGCAUCAAGGCCAACAUCCAACUCUCACUGUGCAGUCAACUGGCCAUGCUAUGCAUGUCUUCAUCAAUGGCCAUCUUUCAGGGUCGGCCUUUGGGACUCGGGAGAGCUUGAGAUUUACUUAUACAGGGAAUGUUGACCUGAAAGCUGGAAGGAACAGAAUUUCACUACUCAGUAUAGCUGUUGGAUUGCCAAACAAUGGUCCACACUUUGAGAUGAGAAGCACCGGAAUCCUUGGACCAGUUGUCAUACAUGGGCUAGACCAGGGAAAAAGGGACUUGUCCUGGCAGAAAUGGUCUUACAAGGUUGGGCUUAAAGGAGAAGCCAUGAAUUUAGGUUCUCGAAACUCUCUCUCAUCAGUUGAUUGGAUGCAAGGGUCCCAUGUGGCAGAGAAACAACAGCCACUGACAUGGUAUAAGACCCAUUUUGAUGCACCAGAAGGAGAAGAGCCAUUGGCUUUGGACAUGACAGGUAUGGGGAAGGGUCAAGUGUGGAUCAAUGGACAGAGCAUUGGAAGAUAUUGGAAUGUCUAUGCUAGAGGUAAUUGCAGUGGAUGCAGUUAUUCUGAUACCUUCCGGCCUAUAAAGUGCCAAUUUGGUUGUGGCCAUCCAACUCAACAAUGGUACCAUGUUCCUCGGUCAUGGUUGAAGCCAACCAAAAAUCUAUUGGUAUUUUUUGAGGAAAUUGGUGGGGAUUCAUCUAGAAUUAAACUUGUGAAGAGAUCAGUUACAAAUAUCUGCGCAGAGGUCUCUGAGUAUCACCCAAGCAUUGAGAAUUGGCAGGUUGAGGGAGAUGGAAAAUCAGAACUGCUAGGCAUGCCUAAAGUUAGCCUACAUUGUGCACCUGGACAAUACAUUUCUGCAAUUAAAUUUGCAAGUUUUGGAACCCCAUCUGGGACUUGUGGGAGUUUCCAACAUGGGACCUGUCAUGCACCAAGCUCCGGCACUGUCUUAGAGAAGAAAUGCGUCGGUCAGCAGAAAUGCUCGGUGACGGUAUCAAACGGUAACUUUGGUGCAGACCCAUGUCCAAACUUGUUAAAAAAAUUAUCAGUGGAAGCUGUAUGUGCCCCUACAGAUACUGCAACAGCCAGACCCAAUUCAAGGGUUUGAGAAGAAGAAAAGGAAUUCUAACUGCAUUACAACAAAGGAACAACUAUAUUCAUUUCAGCUUGCAUUAGAAGCAUUUUUGAAGUAGCAGAAAUGGGAUUAAAUGGAUAAAAGAGUAUUGGAAUUCGAGUUCUUGUCAGAUUUGUGGAAUCACACAUUCAUAUAUUGCAAAUGUAAGCAAGGUGUAGGUAAGGUUUCUGAAAGUGAAGAACAAACAGCACGAAAUAAUUGGAAGUAUCUCAACCUCAAUGCUAAGCAGUUGAGGUCUUCUUCCCUCAUGAUCAAAAAGGAAUUUCAUGACAGUAGCACACUGCACUUUUCAAAA